AUGCCUGGCCCUUGGAACGAUGCCACUCACCAAAGACUUUUGCUGGUUCUCAUCGACCCUGAAAAGAAACCUGAUUGGAAAUGGGUCGCUGAGAUCAUGGGUCCUGGGUUCUCUGAUGAGGCCUGCCGUCAGAAAUUCUACAAGCUCAAGAAAGAGUCUGAGAGAAUCUUAACCUUUCCAAGUGUUAACGACACUGAUGCCACUCCCUCUACCCUCACUACUCCAAAGCCCAAAGCACCCAAAACUCCAAAGACCACCGGAGCCAGCGAGAAGAAGCGCAAGCGAAAUGCUGCAGCAGAAGAUUCCGACACCCCUUCCAAGAAGGUCAAAGAGGAGGAUUCCGACGCUAAGGCGAAACUUGAAGAUGGCACCACCAAUAUCGGAGAAGCUUGA
Molecule: messenger RNA, 393 nt
Organism: Exophiala mesophila
Lineage: Eukaryota; Fungi; Ascomycota; Eurotiomycetes; Chaetothyriales; Herpotrichiellaceae
Exons: 2
Coding region: 1-393 (130 amino acids)
Source: RefSeq, a predicted model, not a curated record